Centrocercus urophasianus (Greater sage-grouse) is the source of this 5353-nucleotide messenger RNA. RefSeq names its product nuclear cap binding subunit 3 (gene NCBP3). Gene Ontology annotation, molecular function: RNA 7-methylguanosine cap binding; mRNA binding. NCBI's taxonomy places the organism in Eukaryota, Metazoa, Chordata, Aves, Galliformes, Phasianidae. The coding region runs from base 11 to 1879 and encodes 622 amino acids. Gene Ontology annotation, cellular component: nucleus; cytosol. The transcript is spliced from 16 exons. The record is from RefSeq and is a predicted model, not a curated record.
UUGGCGAGCCAUGGCGGCCGUGCGGGGCCUGCGGAUCUCGGUGAAAGCUGAGGCAGCGGCGACAACGGCAGAACUCCGCGGCCCGGAGCCUGAGCCUAUGGAGGUGGAAGAAGGCGAGCUGGAGACCAUCCCCGUGAGGCGAUCGCUCCGAGAGCUCAUCCCGGUGAGGGACGGGCAGGGGGAGCGAAGGAGGGACCGGCACCUGAGGGGGGGCAGGGACACCAGUAGGAGAUACGAAAACAAAGCUGGAAGUUUCAUUACUGGAAUAGAUGUAACAUCCAAGGAAGCAAUUGAGAAAAAGGAACAAAGAGCAAAACGCUUCCAUUUUCGAGCUGAAGUGAAUCUUGCCCAAAGGAAUGUAGCUCUGGAUCGGGACAUGAUGAAGAAAGCAAUUCCUAAAGUGAGACUGGACACAAUUUACAUUUGUGGCGUGGAUGAAAUGAGUACACAGGACAUCUUUGCCUAUUUCAAAGAAUAUCCUCCUGCUCACAUCGAGUGGUUAGAUGAUACUUCAUGCAAUGUGGUCUGGCUUGAUGAAGUAACAGCAACACGGGCUCUAAUAAACAUGAGUUCCUUUCCUGAUCAAGAGAAAGCAAAAGGCAGAGAAAACAAUGAAGAGAAGACAGCUGAAAAAAGCAAGAAAGAAAAACAGGAGGAAAGUACUGAUGAUGAGACAGAAGAAGGCGAGGUUGAGGAUGAAAAUCCAAGUGACAUUGAGUUGGAUGCCCUCACCCAGGUAGAAGAGGAUUCUCUCCUGCGUAAUGAUCUUCGCCCUGCCAAUAAACUGGCUAAAGGAAACAAGCUAUUCAUGAGAUUUGCUACUAAAGAUGACAAAAAAGAACUGGGAGCUGCAAGGAGAAGCCAGUAUUACAUGAAGUAUGGCAAUCCCAAUUAUGGAGGCAUGAAGGGGAUUCUUAGUAAUUCUUGGAAACGGAGGUACCAUUCGCGUCGAAUCCAUCGGGAUGUGAUAAAGAAAAGGACCUUCAUUGGGGAUGAUGUUGGCCUGACUCCUCCUUACAAACAUCGGCAUUCGGGCUUGGUAAAUGUUCCUGAGGAGCCUAUUGAGGAGGAAGAGGAGGAGGAAGAAGUUCAGGAUAUGGAUGAAGAUGACAGAGUUGUUGUAGAGUACCGUGAUGAUUUACAGCCUUUCAAACAGUCCCGAGACCGCGGUACGGCGAGGCGAUCGAGUGCAAGUGCAUCUGAUUCUGAUGAAAUGGACUAUGAUCUGGAACUGAAAAUGAUAUCGACCCCCUCUCCCAAAAAGAGCAUGAAAAUGACAAUGUAUGCAGACGAAGUGGAAUCACAACUGAAAAAUAUUAGGAAUUCCAUGCGAGCAGAUAGCAUAGCAACCAGUAAUGUGAAAAACAGGAUUGGCAGUAAAGGAUUAUCAGACAAAGUUGUAGAUGUAAGACUACUGUUAGAAGAAAAACGUCAGAAUAACAACGGGCUGCGCCAGCCGAACAGCACUGUAAAAUCAGAUGUGCGGCAAAGACUGGGAAAAAGACCACACUCCCCAGAAGUUAAGCCUCCAAGCAGCAUCUCUGCUCCUCGUCGAGAACCAAUAUCAGACGUACACAGCCGGUUAGGAAUCCCAAAGCAGGAUGUAAAAGGCCUCUACUCUGAUACCAGGGAGAAGAAAUCAGGUAAUCUAUGGACCCGGUUAGGUUCUGCUCCGAAGACACAAGAAAAGACUUCAGAUAAACCUGAGAACUCCGUGGCAUCUCCAGAGGAAGAUGAUUCAGAGCUCCAGCGGGUUUGGGGUGCUCUCAUUAAGGAAAAAGAGGAGUCUCGGCAAAAAAAGAGUCGAUUGGAUAAUUUACCAUCUCUACAAAUUGAAAUCAGCCGAGAAAGCAGUUCUGGAUCAGAUACUGAAUCAUGAUUUUACACUUUGAUCCUCAAGAUCAUGACUCUGCAGUGUGGCAAGAUUUCCUUUGCCCAAAAGCUGAACACUGGCAAAGACUCUGCAGUGAAGGUUCCAGAAAUGUCUCAGUUCCUUUUAUACUAAAAUAGAGAUGCAUAUGCCACUUGAAACCUAAAGCAAUCAUGUUUGUCUGGAGUCUGUGGUUGGCCCUGUGUUAUGUAGGGCGUUGUCUUAUAUGUUAAUUACAGCAAACCUGUAGUUAAUUCUAGCCAAACACUUUUCCCUAACCUCUGAAUUUAAAAGAAGAGGGAAAAAUACUCUGUAUUUUUAAGAAGACCUUUUUGUUCUUAAUAUUUUUAACAUGGAGUCUUUUAACAAAAUGUUUUACACAGUUCAUCCAAAGAACAGGGCAUUUCACAGUCAGCACCAUUGCCUUGCCCUUCUGGCACUUACCAGCACCUUUCUUCUUAAAGUAAUAACAAUAAUGCUUCCUGGGUAAGCAGCCAGCAAGGAGAAAGCAUGAAGGGUCUGCCACGUUCCCUUCCUCCAAAAUAAUGAAUGUAAAUCCAACGUUGUAGUAUAGUGAGGUUUCAUGAGGUAUCCAUAUGGCAUCACUGCUCUCCAGGAAUUCAUGUAUUUGUUUUGGUGAUGCUGUGUUCUGCUCUAGCGGGGAUUGCAGUGUUUCAGACUGCAAAGUUGGUUGAGAGAAUUGUGCAAAUUCCUGAAGGUUUUUCUUAUCUUUUUUUUUUUUUUUUUCUAGUUACAUAUUGAGAAAUUACAUUUCUCUCAUUCAGCUGUAUUAUGUUUUGAAGAAAUCUAACAGUUUAAAUACUUACAUUUUUAUAUUUGUGGAAAUUUCCUGUUGGCCAUGGUGAAAAAAGCUAUAGUGAUGUUUUCCUAUGUGCUGUUUGACUAUACAUAUAUAUAACUGAAAGAGAAAAGGAAAACUAUAGGAUCACUGUCCCAUGUCAAUAUUUUUGAGUGUUCUUGUAUAGUACACGUGGAUGUGCACAUGGUUGACCUGUUACAUUCAGCUUUUUUUUUUUACCUGCGUAUCCUCUCUACAUAAAAGUUUGAUCAGAGUGCAGCUGCAAUUUUUUCUUCUUCUUGUUGCCUGUGGCAUAUAUUUUAAUUGCCAGUAAUUCUAAAUGAGAAUUAAUGAUAGCACGUCGUGUUUUGCUGAACAGAACAGGUGGCAAAAAACAUUGUCUGCUAUGUUUUUGACAGUCUGAGGAUGUUUGCUUUGUCUUUAGGACUCAUCCUGGAGAAGAAGAUGUUGGGGGGAGGGAUUUUAUCAACGUGUAUAUAAAUACCUGAAGGGAGGAUGCAAAGAAGAGAGCUGUGCUAUCUUCAGUGGCACCCAGCGUUAGGAUAAGAGGCAGAAGGCACAAACUGGAACACAGAAGAUUCUGUCUGAACUUCAGGAAGCACUUCUUUACACUGUGGAUGAUGGAGCACUGGCUGUGCAGAGAGCUUGUGGAGCUUUGAAAUCCUUGAAGGUGUCAGAAGCUGCCUGGAUACAACUCUGGAUGGCCCUGUUUGUGCAGGGGGUUGGCAGGUGACCUCCAGAUGUCCCUUCCGACCUCUCAACCAUUUUGUGAUUCUGUCCCUACUUCCCAGGUUCUGUCAGUCCAAAUUGAGAGUAUAUCUCUCUUCUCCUGUCUGCCUUUUUAGCAUUUUUUUUUCCUCUUCCUCUCUUUGUGUUUUUGUUUAUUUGUGGUUUUUGUUUGUUUGGUUGUCUACUAAGUUGGAGUAGGUUUGAAGUUUCACGGAAGUAAGGAGUCUGCAAUUAACUUUCUUACUGCUUUAAGCAGCAUGUAAAAUGAGAGUUGAAAUGAAAGGUACAGUGAUGAGAAAUGUAAGCCAGGGACUGCCUGGGCUUCACGUCUUCUUUCCUUGUUUUGUGACACCCUGCAGUUUAUAUUUAAUUAUUGAAUAUAUAAAUAUGACUCACAAAAAAAGUGCUGUUGAGAGUAAACAACUGCAAUGUCUGAUCACUGUAAGAAUUCAUUUCAGUGUGUGCUUUCAUUAAUAUCCCUUCCAAAGCUUUGAAGUAGAAUCACACCUUACCCAUUCCUCAAGACCCUGAUGAAAUUCAUUUAACCAGUCUCUUUUUGCCAGUAAACCUUCACGUUGUGUUACUGCUUUGAAUCCAUUCUGACUUUGCCUUUUUCUGAAAAGAGGAGGUAGGUAUCAACCACACGUCGUGUCUGUGAGCAUUGCUUUCUGUGUUACUGUGAAUUGAGGUCAGUGCCUGGCCGAGGGCUGCUCUUCACCUCCCUGAUAACCACUGUGCUUCCAGGUAAAUAUUCAUCACUUGAGCCUGGUGAAGGGUGGGCUGCUGGUGUGAAAGAUGGAAUGGGAAGAGAAAAUCUCUUCAGCUGAGAGCUGAUCUGAUGGGUGUAUGAAUGAGAAAAGUGUGGGCAGUGGCUGGCAUUUAAGGAGGAAGAGCCUUUAGCACUGCGUCUGUCUUCCAUGUAAUCAGAAAUGCACCUCUGUUUGGAAGGGAGGAUUGUGUGUUAAUGACAGCACAGGAUCCCAGCUGCCAGGAAAUACAAGUCUGCUGUUUUAGGGACGUACUGAGAACCUUUUUUCCCCCCUUUUUCAUUUUUUUCCUUUUUUUUUUUUUUCCUCCUUUUCUCCCUUUUCUCUUCAAUCAUCCUUUUUCUUUUUGCAAUAAGAGUGUUCGCCUGAUUUUCUUUCCUGAUUUUGUACGAAGAAGCCUCGGAAGGUACCUGCUGCUAUCAGGAAUGCUACUUUUGUUCUUCCUUAGUUACCCAGACGUGGAUUUCUGUGUUUUAAAUCGUCAGUGGGCACUUUAUCAUAACUAACAUAAAUCCAGAAGACUGAUAGAAGAGUUUCCUGCAAGUCCCUUCUUUCUCUUUGCGAUUCUGGAGCCGCACAGCCUCCAUCCCCCAGCAAUUAGCUGUAGCCCCCAUUUGAACCCUGCCACCCCUUCCUUCCUCGCUGCAGGAAAUGGACGCCUUGCUCCCCCCGCCUCGCCUGAGCAGUGGUACAGCCCACCCACAUCUCGCGAGAACAGCGGUGCGGCCUGCCCCCCCGCCGUAGGAUGGCACAUCCCGAGCCUUUAUAAGCGGGUGCAGCAGCUCUUCCCGCCCUUUCUCCUCGUGCGCCUGGUCGCGGUGCGGUGGCGUGUGGAAGGCGCUCGGCAGGGCUGAGAACCUGGGAUUUCCAGGUGAUGUGAUACAAUAACGAUUGGGAGCAGGCAUCUCUGGAGAUGGCCGUAAUGUGAAGCCCUUCACACGGCCCUGGGACAGAAGUGAGACUGGAAGAGCAAGAGUUUGAAGAGUUUGUUGUGGGUGUUGAUGCUGAAAGCACGUUUGUUUGAGGAAGAAGGAACCCAAUGGAACACGAGUGAGCUUGGCAGCUGAUCUUUGAAAACACCACCUGUUUUUCUGUGCAUGAACUUUGAAGAUAAAACAAUGUUCAGACUGUUUUGAUACACAUUAAAGUUGUAAAACAAAAACCAAA